GGGGAGCGAGUAAGCAAGAGAGAGAGAGAGAGAGAGAGAGCGAGAGAGAUAGAGAGAGAGAGAGGAUGGACACGGACACGGAUGGAUGGAUGGACACGGAGUGUGGCUAUGGAUCGGGAUCAUCGCGAGGUUGCCUCUUGCGGUUUACUACCACUAAUGCGAGUCGUCGCGUCGCUUAGCAAAAAAACGAGCAACAAAAAUACAACGAAGCCACUCGUUGCUCGUUGGCCUUACUCAUUGCGACGCAUUCGCAUCAUCCUCGCAGCACAGCGAACAGGCUACGUAAUCGUGAUCGUGCGAGGCUCCAGCAAGUCGUGUCGUGAUCGUGGCAAGUACUCGUAAACAGCACACCACCGGGAUUUGCAUAAGCAGUUAGGUUUGGCUCCCAUUUUGCUCCUAUACUCUCUUUACCAAGUCAGUCUCCUGGAGCCUGUGCCCUGGUCUUGCUAGAUGAGAGCAUAACAACGCAGAACGGAUCGGGACUGCCUGUCCGUUGAAUAGAUCCAGUGCAAGACAAUUCAUCAGUCAACCAAAUACAACCACAACCAACCAACCAACCCGCAAUUUGCGUUGUCUGGCGGAAGAAGGAGGUCUCGCGAUGAUACUGUUAAGGCGAGCGGUUGGUCUAGUGAGUUCGUUGUUGCUUCUAGCGACAUUCUGUUCCUUACCCCUUCAGACACACUGCAAUACUCUUUAUGGCGAUGAAUGCAUGCUGCGUGAUGGCUCAUCGGGGGUUUGUGCAAAAGCGGCAGAUUGUGAAUGGUUCAUUAGAACAAUCCUGAGGCAUAAGUUGUUUAAGGAGGCAGUGCGCUGUUCGUUCGUCGAUGACAUCGAAGUAAUCUGCUGCAAGCGGAACUGGUUCCAUGAGUCCCGGACCGAGCCAUCGACAGAGCAACCGACCAAACCAUCCACUGAGCCGCCCAACCCCGCCAUUUCAUCGAUAUCGAAGAACGUACGGCCUAAGACGGGCGUUCGGUCUCGCCAUGCCUGUAACCAGUAUAGCUACGUGAACCAGACUUUCAAUAUCAUCAAUGGGGUUGAAGCGGCGGAAAACGAGUUCCCGUUCAUGGCUGCCCUCGGCUACACGUACGAUGAACCGAAGGUCACCGUGAAAUACAAGUGUGGGGCCAGUCUGAUCACCUCCAAUUUCUUAUUGACCGCUGCCCAUUGUAAAACCAGAAACGGACCCACGAUUGCUCUCUUAGGUACGGUAACCAUCGCAGAUGAUCACGAUGGAAUCGAGAUCGGCGUGAAAACUUUCAUCAAGCACAACCAGUAUAGGUCGAGCAGCUACUACCACGACAUUGCGCUGGUGGAGCUAGAGAAUCCCGUGGAAUACAGUAUAUUACUGAUGCCGAUCUGUCUGUACGAUGAUCCACAGGAUCUGCCGGAGCACAUGAUACUCUCGGCCGAAGGAUUCGGUAUCGUUGAUGAAAAUUUGCAAAUUGCAUCGACACGACUGAUGAAGGUGAACCUGACGACGGUACCGUGGCACAAGUGCAACCAGAACUUUGCCGACGCCAACUUGCUGGGGCACCGGAAGCUACUGCAGGGUAUAGUCGAGACGCAGUAUUGCACUAUUGGGGAGUUGAAUAAUACAACCGAACUUAGAAGUGACACAUGUCAGGGCGAUUCGGGCGGGCCGGUGCAGGUUAUGAUCGAAGCAAAGUUCCGGCUCAUUGGCGUCGUCUCGUUUGGUCACAGCUGCGGUAGUUCUCUUCCGGGUGUGUUGACGCGUGUUGCCGCCUACAUCGAUUGGAUCGAAAGUAUCGUCUGGGCGUGAACAAAAAAAAACAACUAUCCAUUUUAGCUUCAAUCGAGAGAUUCCCCGGUUCGCAUUGUGCAAUAAAAUUGGGUACCCUCUUUGGCCUUUCCGAUGGU
Messenger RNA from Anopheles aquasalis, 1881 nucleotides. RefSeq names its product serine protease persephone-like. Gene Ontology annotation, biological process: proteolysis. NCBI's taxonomy places the organism in Eukaryota, Metazoa, Arthropoda, Insecta, Diptera, Culicidae. The record is from RefSeq and is a predicted model, not a curated record. Gene Ontology annotation, molecular function: serine-type endopeptidase activity.